ACGCUUGCGUUUAAAUCAGCAGUGGACACAGCGUCGUGAUAACACGUAUUGAUUGCUUCGUUUUCAUCGCCGAAGAUGAUGGGUAUACAACCUGUUGGCAGAAUGGAGCAGCAGAUAUCUGGUUCACCGCCCGAUAAGCCGAAACUUAUGCAUGGCGGUAACUACAUCAAAGAAGGGAGAGAUUCUUCGAAGUCUACUUGGCUACUAUUCUCUCCGGAAAGAGACGAGGCAGGCUCCCUGGCGCGGUUCUUGAACAUCUUCUCCACCCACGGUGUCAACCUCAGCCAUAUAGAGUCCAGGUCCUCAGCCAGACGUCCAGGUUACGAGUUCAUGGUUGAAUGCGAACAUGGUGCCGGCGACUUUGGUGCUGCUUUGGAAGAUUUGAAGAAAAACGUAGGAUAUCUGAACAUAAUCUCGAGAAAUUACAAGGAUAAUAGAUAUCUUUAUUUGAAAGGUGCUGUGCCGUGGUUCCCGAGGAGGAUACGUGAUCUGGAUCGAUUCGCUAACCAGAUCUUAUCAUACGGAGCGGAAUUGGACGCAGAUCAUCCGGGCUUCACUGACCCAGUAUACCGAGCGCGAAGAAAGUACUUCGCGGACAUCGCUUAUGAAUACAAGCAUGGACAACCGCUGCCUCAUGUUGACUACACUAGAGAGGAGAUUGGCACUUGGGGAGUAGUGUUUAGAAAACUCGUAGAACUAUAUCCUACUCAUGCUUGUAAAGAACACAACCAUGUUUUCCCAUUGUUGAUUGAGAACUGUGGAUACAGGGAGGACAACAUUCCUCAACUGGAAGAUGUUUCUAAUUUCUUAAAAGACUGCACCGGUUUCACACUACGGCCAGUGGCAGGUCUGCUGUCUUCACGUGAUUUCCUCGCCGGUCUCGCGUUCCGCGUGUUCCACAGCACGCAGUACAUCCGACAUCAUUCCAAGCCGCUGUACACGCCGGAACCCGAUGUGUGUCACGAGCUGCUCGGUCACGCACCACUUUUCGCAGACCCCGCCUUUGCUCAGUUCUCACAGGAGAUAGGAUUGGCCUCUCUCGGCGCACCUGAUGAUUACAUUGAAAAAUUGGCAACGUGCUUCUGGUUUACAGUAGAAUUUGGAUUAUGUCGGCAAGAAGGUAAUAUAAAGGCUUUCGGGGCUGGUCUUUUAUCGUCGUUCGGAGAGCUCCAAUACUGCCUGUCAGAUAAACCUGAAUUGAGAGAGUUUGAACCAGAACUGACAGGAGAACAGAAAUAUCCAAUUACGGAGUAUCAACCCAUUUACUACGUGGCUGAGAGCUUCGAAAGUGCCAAGGAGAAGAUGAUAAAAUUCGCUCAGACUAUACCACGAGACUUCGGAGUGAGGUACAACCCUUACACGCAAAGUAUCGAUAUUCUCGACUCUCCGAAACAGAUGAAAGAUCUCCUCAAAGAAGUGCACCAGGAAAUGGGUUUAUUACUCAAUACUAUGGAUAAAUUGUAAUGUAUUUUUAUUAUAAUAUAUGUAUAAUAGCUUUAAAUUUAACUUACUUUAAUUAUUGCCCUUAAUGUUUCUCACUUUUGCCGGACAAAGUGGAUGUUUAUUAUAGCUUAAAAAUAUAUUUUAUUUUUUAUUAUGAAAAAUGUAUGACAAAUAUACAGCUUUAUUAUAUAUAUUAUAUCGAGCUUAAGUUAACUUUAGAUGUAUUUAGGAUAUUCGUACUGAAUAUAAUGUAAGUAUCGAUAAAAAAUUAUAACAUUUAAGACAGCCCUAUUUUCUGUGUUAGAUGUUUUUUUUCUUGUUCGUGAUUUAUGCCCGCAUGAAAAGUAAUUUUAGACAACUGAGAAAUAUUUCUCGUGUUUGAAACUAUUGAUAAAGAACAGGAUAAUAAAUUUUGGUUUAAUA
Molecule: messenger RNA, 1866 nt
Organism: Papilio machaon (common yellow swallowtail)
Lineage: Eukaryota; Metazoa; Arthropoda; Insecta; Lepidoptera; Papilionidae
Product: protein henna
Exons: 6
Coding region: 76-1464 (462 amino acids)
Biological process (GO): L-tyrosine biosynthetic process; L-phenylalanine catabolic process
Molecular function (GO): phenylalanine 4-monooxygenase activity; iron ion binding
Source: RefSeq, a predicted model, not a curated record